GAGGGCGCAUGGCGCACGGGCCACCUGCAGCUGGUGGAUUACCUCUCGGGGGCGCGGUGCCCGGGAGCGCCCCUCCUGUACGACAGGGAGCACCAUUGGGGUCUCCUGCACCGGCUGGACGUGCCCAGCUCCGGGCUGGUGCUGGCGGCGAAGACGCACGAGGCGUACUUCGACCUCCGCCUGCAGCUCGACUCUGGCGCCCUGGCGCGCGACUACCUGGUGCUCUGCCGUGGCCUGGUGCCGCCCGCCCGCCGCGAGGUCCGAGCACGCGUGUCUGGCGGCGCGCGCGGUGCUGCCAGGGCCGCCUCGCCGGGAGCCGUG
This is a messenger RNA of Prorocentrum cordatum, 321 nucleotides long. NCBI's taxonomy places the organism in Eukaryota, Dinophyceae, Prorocentrales, Prorocentraceae. The record is from the annotation of a GenBank genome assembly.